Messenger RNA from Rubroshorea leprosula, 4055 nucleotides. Lineage: Eukaryota; Viridiplantae; Streptophyta; Magnoliopsida; Malvales; Dipterocarpaceae. The record is from the annotation of a GenBank genome assembly.
AUGCGAGAAGUUUAAAAUUAGGCAUACAUUUCCUCACCCGCAAAAAUAUAAACCGUUAAGCUGUCUCCAAGCGUGAGGGUCGGAAGCAGGUUCGGUGCACAGCCAUCCUCUUCAUAUUAGAGAGAGAAGGUUUUAGAGAAAACAGAGAGAGAACUGAGAGAAAGCGAGAGAAAAUCUUUUGAACACCAAACAAAAAUUCUCGCUCUCUCAAUCUCUCUGUUCUUGCACAGAGAGAUCAAAACACAAAAAAAGGACAAAAAUUUAAAAUAGAAAAAAAAAAAAAAAACAAAGAAGAGAAACCCAUCUCGGUUUUCUGUUUGAAUCCGUUUUCCCAGUUUCUGAAGAGAGCUUCAUUGCAAGAUAAAGGAAUUAUAUGGGUUGCUCUUGGGUUCUUUUUGGAUUCUGGGUUUGAUGUUAUGUGGGCAAAGAUUGAGUUUUGAGAAUUGGGUCUGGUUUUUUCUGCGUUGGUUUUGAAUUCAACAGCUAGUUUUGCUGGGAAUGUCGACGGAACAGGCUUUGCAGCUCUCUGCGGAAUCAAUUGUAGAGGAUGUGCUUCAACAGCAGGCGAAGAGCAAUGUUGAUUUUUAUUCCAUGGUUAAUUCAAGAAAAGCCGAGGAAGCUUCCUUGAGAAGGAAUGAAGCUGCUGGGUGGCUGAGAAAGACAGUUGGAGUUGUUGCUGGUAAAGAUUUACCAGCAGAGCCUUCUGAAGAAGAUUUCAGGCUUGGAUUACGCAGUGGAAUAAUCCUUUGCAAUGUCCUUAACAAGAUUCAACCUGGAUCAGUUCCCAAGGUGGUUGAAAGGACGAGUGAUUCUGUUCUUAUUCCUGAUGGGAAUGCUCUAUCUGCAUUCCAGUACUUUGAGAAUGUUAGGAACUUCCUUGUAGCAGUAGGAGAAAUGGGCAUUCCAACUUUUGAUGUCUCGGAUUUGGAAAAGGGAGGUAAAUCUUCGAGGAUUGUGAACUGUGUUCUAGCAUUGAAGUCUUACAGUGAGUGGAAACAAGGUGGAGGAAAUGGAUCAUGGAAAUAUGCUGCAAAUGCAAAACCACCAAGCUCAGGGCCAGGGUCAGCAGGGAAGCACUUUCUUCGAAGAAAUUCAGAACCAUUCAUGAAUUCCGCUAUGAGGUCCUUAUCCGAGAAGUCAGUAGACAGCUUGUUCAGUGAGCAGUCUGACACCUGUGAAGCAGAUCCCAGCACUAAUCCCUUAUAUUCACUAGUUCGUGCAGCAAUUUUGGAUAAGAAGCAAGAAGAAAUUCCAAUGAUUGUGGAAUCUAUGUUAGGGAAAAUCAUGGAGGAGUUUGAGCAUCGAUUAGCAAGCCAAAAUGAACUGAUUAAAACAAUCCAAAAGGAUGCAGAAGAAUCUAGCGCCUACAGUUUGCUUUCAAGAACUAUUUCUUUUGAUUCCAAGGGUGAAGAGGAAGCCCCAGCAAUGAAGGUUGAAGUGGAAACUCCAAUAGAGGUUGAAGUAGAAGGUUCAACUGUGAAGGCUAUUGGAGCUGAAACUCCAAAAGAUAAACAGAGCGAAAAUGAAUCUUCAACACAAAUAGGAAAAGAGAAAUGUGACAAUCAGAUGUUGGUUGAACAACGACGAGAUGAGGAAAAAGAAGCCAAUUUUUUGAAAUUGAGAGAGAAAAUGUUGAUUGAACAACAACGACGAGGUGAGGCAUCAGAAGCUCAUUUUUUGAAAUUGAAACAGCAAAUGUUUAUUGAACAACAACGACGAGGUGAGGCAUCAGAAGCUCAUUUUUUGAAAUUGAAACAGCAAAUGUUGAUUGAACAAGAACGACAGGAGGAGGAAUCAAAAACUCAUUUAUUGAAACAGAAAAUGUUGGUCUAUAAACAACACCAAGAUGUUCAGAAAUUGAAACACACUCUUCAUGGUACAAAAGAGGUUAUGCAACUCCUGCAAGUGAAAUGCUUGGAGGAAUUGAACAAUCUAGGUAAGCAUUUGCUUUCACUAGCCCAUGCUGCUUCAGGAUACCAACGAGUUCUUGAGGAAAAUCGCAAGUUAUACAAUCAACUUCAGGACCUGAAAGGAAAUAUUCGAGUGUACUGUCGAGUAAGACCAUUUUUAGGAGGGCAAUCAACUCGUCUAGCUAGUGUUGUGGAUAAUAUAGAUGAAGGAAGCAUUUCUAUCAUAACCCCUUCCAAAUAUGGAAAAGAUGGACGAAAAUCAUUUACUUUCAACAAAGUUUUUCGUCCUUCAGCAACCCAAGCUGAGGUGUUCUCAGAUACUCAACCUUUGAUUCGUUCCGUUCUUGAUGGUUACAAUGUCUGUAUAUUCGCUUAUGGCCAAACAGGAACAGGAAAAACUUACACUAUGACUGGACCCAAUGAGCUUACGGAGGAAGGCCUAGGAGUAAACUACAGGGCACUGAGUGAUCUAUUUCUUCUCUCAAAGCAGAGGAAAGACACCAUUUGCUAUGAAAUUGCUGUGCAGAUGCUUGAGAUUUACAACGAGCAAGUCAGGGAUCUCCUUGUGACUGAUGGUGGUCUUAAUAAGAGAUAUCCUAUUGAACAGCCAAAAAUUCGAAACAGCUCCAGUAAUGGGAUCAAUGUACCAGAUGCAAACCUUGUACCGGUAUCUUCAACAUCUGAUGUUAUAAAUUUGAUGAACCUGGGGCAUAAAAAUCGUGCAGUCGGUGCUACAGCCAUGAAUGAUCGAAGCAGUCGAUCUCAUAGCUGCUUGACUGUUCAUGUUCAAGGGAGAGACCUGACAUCUGGGACCAUUAUUCAUGGCUCUAUGCAUCUGGUUGACCUGGCAGGGAGUGAGAGGGUAGACAAAUCAGAGGUGACAGGAGAUAGGUUGAAGGAGGCAGUACACAUCAACAAAUCUCUUUCAGCUUUAGGAGAUGUCAUUGCCUCUCUUGCUCAGAAAAGUCCACAUGUUCCCUACAGAAACAGUAAACUCACUCAAUUGCUCCAAGACUCACUUGGAGGACAAGCCAAAACACUCAUGUUUGUUCACAUUAGUCCUGAGCCUGAGGCUCUGGCAGAAACACUUAGCACCCUAAAAUUUGCUGAACGGGUUGCUACUGUUGAGCUAGGUGCUGCUAAAGUAAACAAAGAUAUUGGAGAAGUGAAAGAGCUAAAAGAACAGAUAGCUAGCCUUAAAGCAGCCUUAGCAAGGAAGGAGGCAGAAGUUGAUCAAUCCAACUACUCUCAAACCAGCAGCCCAGAAAGACUAAGAACAAAGCUUGACACAUCUCCCUUACAUCCUAAAUACCAGAGUACAGGUGAUAUUCCCAGCAGUCGAAGGCAAUCAUUGGACAAUACGACUACCACAGAGAAUGAUUCAUCAUCCACUUCAAGAAGACACAGUCUUGAUCUCCAAGAAUUUUCAACUCAUUCGUCUCCAUGGCCUCAUGUAGAUAGUCCUGCUUUGAGUAUAAAGGAUGAUGAUAAUGAAUCAGUUUCCAGUGAUUCGGUUGAGAAGGUCAUGGUGAACAAGAUUGAAAACUUAAAGUUUGGAAGUUUAGAACCUCAGAAGUUUUUUAAGAGUUGUAUCCCUGUUCCUACAAAGAUAUUCCCCGAACAAAACUUAAAUAAAUUGAUUGCAAACAGAAGGGACAGCCAGGAUUGUGAUGUACAGCGAAUUCGGUAUGAAGCUGCCUCCACUGAUGACUCUGACCUUGAUGCUGCAACUAGUGAAAGUUCAGAGACAGACUCACUUUGUCAAUCCAAUAUUCCAAAAGUUACCAACAUUCUGAACGGGCUAGGCCCUAAAGCAAAGAAACCUCAACCGAAGGCAACGAAGAGCAAUGAAACUAGGAGUUCAAUUCCAUCCUUAAUUCCUUCAAUAAUGCAAGCACGUAAAGGUCCCAAUGCUGUUAAUUCAAACUUGCAAAAGCCGGGGAGACAGCAAGUUGCUGUAGAUGGAAAGCGAAAACUUGGACAUGCAAAGUAAGCAUAUACCAUACAAACUGUCUUAUGGGAACUCUCCUUGCCACUCUUUUUUUUCCUUUUAAACUUUUUACCCCCUUUUAUUUGUAUCUAUCAUCUAGUUGUAGAAAAAGAGAGGAAGAGGUUCAUAUAUAUCAAUCAAUUAGUGGCAACCAA